Molecule: messenger RNA, 618 nt
Organism: Paramecium sonneborni
Lineage: Eukaryota; Ciliophora; Oligohymenophorea; Peniculida; Parameciidae
Source: the annotation of a GenBank genome assembly
AUGAAUGAAGAAAUUUUAGAUAAUUUAUAAGCAGUUGAAGAUGAUGAUGAUGUUUCUAAUUUCCCUUAAUUUUAAUAAAAAUAAAUUGCAGAAUUCAUUAAAAAAAUCAUGAAUGACAAUAUAAUAGCACAAAAAGCUUUUAGAGAUAAAUUUAAUAGAUGUUUAACUCUUUUUGUAUUUUAUUUGAGUCAUAUGUAUUAAAAUGAAUAAUUAAAGGAUAUCAUUAAUGAAAGAAGAAAACAGAAAGAAAAAAAAUGAGAAAAAGAGAGUCUAAGUAACAAAAGAAGAUAUUAUAAUGACUUUAAAAGCAAUUGAUUUUUAAGAAAUAGCUGAAACUCUUGAAAGUAUGAAAAUAAAUUUAUAUGAUUAGAUAUUAAAAUAUUACAAACCUCUUAAGAAAAUGUGAUGUAAUAAGAGAAUUUUUAAGAUUAAGGAUUAGAAGAUAAUGAAAUGCGGGAAAUAUAAAAUUUUGAAAAUUUAGAAGAUGAGUAAAAAGAUGAAGAAAAUAAUGAUAAUUAAUAGUAGGAUUAGAAUGUUUAAGAAUAAGUUGAGUAAGUUGAUGAAGAUAUUGAAGAUGAAAAUAAUUAAAUUGUUGUAAAUGACGAUUAGUAAUAAUGA